Messenger RNA from Copidosoma floridanum, 1063 nucleotides. RefSeq names its product mitochondrial ribosomal protein L16. The record is from RefSeq and is a predicted model, not a curated record. NCBI's taxonomy places the organism in Eukaryota, Metazoa, Arthropoda, Insecta, Hymenoptera, Encyrtidae. Gene Ontology annotation, cellular component: mitochondrial large ribosomal subunit; ribosome. Gene Ontology annotation, biological process: mitochondrial translation. Gene Ontology annotation, molecular function: structural constituent of ribosome; rRNA binding.
CUACUGCUUGGUAGGGAUUGUGAUUACUAUGUUACUACACAUAACUUCACAUUAAAAAGCCGACUUGACAACUUUUCGCAAUAAAAAGCCGAGCGGAUUGCGAUAAUAUCAACGCUAUACAGCGCUAGUACACCUAAGCGAAUGUAAUAUGUAAUGGAUUUGUAAAUGCGGAAACGAAUUGUAGGUAUAUCGUGCAUGGAUGGAUCGUAAACAAUAUAUGACAUAACCUCCUGUAUUGUUUAUGUUCCGAAAUUUUACGUGAUUUCGGUGGUCGGUGUGAUUUUGUGAAAAAAAUUUGAAGCUAUUUACAACUCCAAAAAUGAUUAUACAUUUUAUUUUGGGCAACUGUCGCCUUGCAGGCUUGACGAUUCCUAGAGAUGUUCUCGGCAAUACUGUACAAAGAGCUGGUCUCAAGUAUUUUCCUCCACCAAAGAAAUGGGACGUGGAAGUCCCACCUGAUUCUCGAGGAAAAAAGUUGCCAAUAAUGCCAAAAACACCAGUGUUUUUGGCUCCCAUGAGACCAUUCAAAAUGCAGAAAAAGCUUCGACUGAUGAGAGGUCCUGAACUAGUACACAAUGAACUUUUACACAAACAGUAUGGUGUUAUAGCUCUUAUUGGAGGAAGAUUAAAAUAUAAUCAUUUUGAGGUAAUACGUAACACGUUAAAUAGAAAAUUACCUAAUAAAGCUUUUGCAUUGUAUCGCAUUGAUGCUCCCUGGCAACCUGUUACUAAAAAGGGCCAAGGACAGCGAAUGGGAGGAGGAAAAGGUGCAAUUGAUCAUUAUGUAACACCAGUGAAAGCUGGAAGAGUUAUUAUCGAAGUCGGCGGUCCAGUCGAAUGGCCAGAGGUGAAAGAAGCUUUACGUGAAGUAGCACUCAGGAUGCCAUUUAAAGCAAAAGCUGUGAGUCAAAAGGUGUUGGACAUAAUGGCUGAGGAUGAAAAAUAUCUGGAAGAAAAUAAUGAAAAUCCUUACACUAUGAAGUAUAUUAUACAAAAUAAUUUUGGAGGUUGUCACAAAUGGAUAUCUCCUACUGAUAAGUUUUGGUUUGGAAAACACAGAUAA